UCGAGCGAGAGCGGACGUGUGUCUGGGUGUGCUCCUGCGUGCGUCUCGGUCUCCUGGUCUCUUUUUACGUGCAGUUCUCUCUCGUUCGCCUGAAGUGGGGGGGGCGUCGAAAAUUCGGCUCCGUUUCCCUCGGCUCUUUGAUUUGCUUCGUGUUUCUCUCUUAGGGGAGUUUGAAGCGGUCGGGCCCCAUGACGAGAAAUUGUGUCUUGUUAGAUAUUGUGGUUUUGAAGUGAUGGAGAUGAAAUGACAAGCGGUUCUCUUGGUGGAAUUUUGACCGAGAGGGAAAACACACUAAUUAUUGGCCUAUAUUGAAGUUUUUUUUUAUCUUUUUUUUUAUUUCCUAAUUAUUGUUUUGCUUUUGACUUUCCUCGUGGUUUGGGAUAGUUCCAAAGAGUUUUAUCAUUAAUGGCAAGAACUAUACCUACCUUGAUACUUAUUAAUAAGAGGAGUUAAUAAGGAGAAAAAAGGAAGAAAAAAAAGGCUCUUGCUUAAGAAAAAAGAGAGAGAAAGAGAGAAGAGAAAAGAAAAGAAAAAUAGUACACCAGGAAAUGAAAAUAAAAAGCAGCUGAAGGAAAAAUACGAACCAAUAAAGAUGCAGAGACAGUUAAAGAUGGCAGUCUCCCUGCUGGUGCUGUGGGCGUGCCUGUGCGCCGUGUGGGCGUGUCCUCGCGAGUGCCGCUGCUCCCUGGACGAGCGCGGGCGGCGCGGCGUGCGGUGCGAGGGCGGCGGCAUGCGCGACCCCGUGCCCGUGAUGGACAUGGGCUCCGACACCGAGCUGCUGGUGAUCGCGGCGCCGAAGGAGAAGCCCAACGCCCUGUCGCUUGGGCCCAUCUUCCGCGGGCUGCGCCACCUGGAGGAGAUCCACAUCACGUGGUCGGGGGUGCCGGCCCUCGGCGCGCACUCCUUCUGGGGCCUCCACCGCCUGCACGUCCUCAACUUCACCAACAACCACAUCUCCGCCCUCAUGGACACCAACUUCCGCGGCGCCGACGCCCUGCGGCACCUGGACCUGAGCCACAACCGCAUCCAGAGCGUGCCGUCCGCCGUGUUCCGCCACGUGCGCCACCUGCGGACCCUGUCGCUGGCCCACAACAUGGUGCCGGAGCUCGUGCCGCGGAUCUUCUUCGGCCUCACCAAGCUGGAGAAGCUGGACCUGAGCUACAACCCCCUCGGCGACCUCCAGCCCGAGAGGUUCACCGACGUGCCCGACCUGCGGCAGCUGUCCUGCGCCGGCUGCAGCCUCAUGUCCAUCAGCAGCACCCUCCUGCAGUCGCUGUCGCAGCUGCGGGAGCUGGACCUGCGCAACAACCGCCUGACGCAGGUCCCCCUCGGCGUGGCGUCCGCUGCCUUACCCAACCUGGUCAGCCUCAAGCUGGACGGCAACCACCUGUCCUUCGUGGAGCGCGGCGCCAUCUCCGGCUCGCCGCUCGUCAGCCUCCACCUGGCGCACAACCGCAUCAGCCGCCUCGAGGUCGACGCCUUCUCCAACAGCUCCAUCAAGCACCUGGACUUGUCCUACAACCGCAUCUCGCACCUCGAGCCCGGCGCCCUCGAGGACAUCCUCGACCAGCUGCACGAGAUCAAGCUCUCGGGCAACUCGCUGCACGUGGACCAGCUGAUGAGCGUGCUGCCCAAUGCGCGCCAGCUGCGCUACCUGGGCCUGGGCGACAUGGGCCACACCAAGCUGCCGGCCGAGCUGCUCCGCCACUCGCGCCACCUCCACCACCUCAACCUCUCGGCCAACUACCUGACGGCGCUGUCCACCGAGGUGCUGUACAACGCCCCGCACUUGUACACCCUCGACCUCUCGCUCAACAGCUUCCGCGGGCUGGAGGAGCAGCUGGUGGAGUCCAUCACGGCCGCCUCCGAGCUGCGCACGCUCCGCCUGGAGGGCAACCCGUGGCAGUGCGACCAGUGCCACGUGGGGCCUCUGCUGCGCUGGCUGCAGGACGCGCCCGACCAGGAGUCCGGCUGCGACGAGCCGAGGGUGUGGACCUGCCUCAAGUGCGUCAGCCCGCGGAGCGUGGCCGGCCUGCAGCUCGCCCUCCUGCCGCCCGGAGACUUACCACCCUGUCCCUUCACCACGCCCCCCGCGGCCGCCGUCUGGCCGACGUGGGUCGAGCCCUCCUACAGCGUCGUCACGGACGAGCCGGAGUUCCCUCGGGGGGAGCUCAGUCGGCAGGAGGACGCUGAGGGCGGCUGGUCACUUCAGCGCCUGAUAGAGGAAGAGCUGUACUUGGUCAUCGUGGUCGGCUGCGUGGUCGUGCUGCUGCUGCUCGCCCUCAUCGUGGUCGCCGUCGUCCUGUACAACCGCCACUCCGCCUUCUACUACACGUACGAGGACGACCCCGAGAAGAAGGAGAAGCUGAUGAAGGCGAAGGACAGCAAGAACAACAACGGCCCGGCCACGAAGACCCCGGCCAAGGGCGCCGUCGACGCCACCAUCGCCACCAUCGACGAGAUGACGGACAUCGCCGGCUCGCAGGAGGUGCUCGAGGCCAGCCAGAUCCGCAAGGGCGCCCUCACCAGCUCGCCCGCACUCAACCACUCGCCGGUCGCCAACCACUCGCCAGGGACCAACCACUCGCCCGCAGUCACCGCCUCUCCUGUCGCCAACCACAACCACUCGCAGAGCAACUCGCCGGCGCCCACGCAGAACAACGCCCACCCUCAGAACCACUCGACGCCCACCCACAACGGCCGCACGCCCACCCAGUCUCCAGUCCCCAACGUCGUCCAAGAGGCGGAGGGGCGAGCCGAGAGCCCGACGCUCUAGUAGAGUGGCCGCUGUAGAGAAGUUUCCUUUCGUAUCUUUUUUUUCUGACAAAUUACUUCAGAGUCUUAAGGAGAGGUGGCCACGGGAACGGUCGAGCUGGCAUACUAAACACGCGAAAGCAUAUACACACACGCAAACAAAACAAACAACCACACACACACACAUACAGACACACACACACACACACACACACACACACACACACACACACACACACACACACACACACACACACACACACACACACACACAAACAAUCAAACAAACACACAAGCAAACAAACACACACAAACAGCCACAAUUUCAGUAAUAAACAAACUAUUAAACACUUAUACAUGUACAGUAUAUAUUUUGUAUGGACGUGUAUCUAAAACUGGUUGUACGGCUGUGACAGAAAUGAAAGCACGAAGUUACAUAGUGUUUUCACAAUGACUGGUGGUUGGGGGGCGUGGCUUAGGUCACGUGACUUUCCGAAGGCGUUACUCGGAGGCGUUGCAUCAGUGUCGAGUCUACGUCCCUGGGUGAUUGUGUAUUGUAGAGAUAAGAGAAGAAAAAAAAAAACUGUUGCAGAGACAUUGAAAAGAAGUUAAAUAAGUGACCUAGGGAGACAGACAAAGAGAAAGAUUUGAACGAAUGGCUCAGAAUAUUUAUUUAGCAAGACGAAUACUACACAGAAAAAAAAAUAUAUAUAUAUGAUUUCCCCAAGACUUCGAUGUAUUCCAUAAAAGAUCAAGACAAAGUUAAAAAAAAUAAAAAAGAUGUAAAGAUUUUAUGUGUGAAAGAACUAUAUAACCAUUCUGUUUUUAUGUGAUGCCUCCUGCUCUCUCUACUUCCCCAUUACGAACUCUGCAUAUCAAGCUUUCGUUAUUCCUGUUACGUACGUUACGGACAGGGGUCGUCGUUAUUCCUGUCACGUACGUUACGGACAGGGGUCGUCGUUAUUCCUGUCACGUACGUUACGGACAGGGGUGGUCGUUAUUCCUGUCACGUACGUUACGGACAGGGGUGGUCGUUAUUCCUGUCACGUACGUUACGGACAGGGGUGGUCGUUAUUCCUGUCACGUACGUUACGGACAGGGGUCGUCGUUAUUCCUGUCACGUACGUUACGGACAGGGGUCGUCGUUAUUCCUGUCACGUAUGUUAUGGAUCAGGUCACCGUUAUUCCUGUUGCGUACUAUAUGGACAGGGGCCACCGUUAUCCUUGUUACGGACAGGGUCAACGUUUUUCCUGUUACGUACGUUACGGACCAGGUCAUCGUUUCUCCUGCCUCGUACGUUAUGGACCAGGUCAUUCCUGUUAUUCCUGUUACGUACGUUACAAAACAGGGGUGAUUCCCAACCAGCGUGACGUCACUGUGCUGAGCUGAGCCGUAACACCAUAGACACACAAGUUAGUCUUCCAAAGAGAGAACUCCUGCUCUUACCUUCUUCAAGAAAUUCCAGGAAAAAAGGAGGAAAAUAAAUCGAUGUAUUGGACCGGCAGUAGCUUCUCGAAAAUAUACCUUUUUUUCUCUCUCUCUCACGAGGAAAAAAAAUAAAUAAAAAAGGAAGAAAAGAAAUGGAAAGUUCUGAUCAACAAGUGACUCAUGCUCACUGACUUAAUUUUUUUUUUUGAAUAUAAUGAUAUCAAAAGAUUUCAGAAAGGCCUUUUAUGCGCAAGUUCUGCCGUUCCUAUUGUCUAGUGUUUGUGAUUUAUGAAGGAUUUUUGUAUAUUGCAGCAAAAGAUAAUAAUAAUAAUAAUAAUAAAAAAUAAUUUGAUAUUUUUUCACGUGCUCAUGAGAGAGAUUAAAUAUCUGAUAAGACAAGAGUCCUUUUCGACUGCCUCCUUUAAUUACAUGCUCUUUCAUCUUUUUCUCGAUAAACAUGAAGUAAUUAAAAGCUGUAACAAAGAAUAAAUUUUUUUUUUCUUUCGUUAAUAUUCUUGAAUGCUUUGAAAUUCUUCAAACUUCUGUUAAUUUCUCCAAGUAAAUCGCUCUUUCGAAAGAAAAAGAAAAUAAAUGUAACUUAAAUCUCAAAUCAGUCUUCAACCUUUAAUCCGAUUUUUAAUGCAACUUUCGAAAACUGGACAAAAAGUCGCAAAAGGACUUUUCAAUUAAAAAGAUUGUUUGGUAUUUGCCUAUAUGAAAAAAACAAACAAACAAACAAACAAUAAACCCUUCUUCAUCCUGCAGCAUAUUCUGUAUUUGUUGUACUAGUCACUAAUUUGUUUUAUUCCUUUACCAUAUAUGUAUGAUAUAUAUACACACACAUGAGACAUUAAGUGUUCAUAUGAAAAUAUUUCCCAGUGAUUCUAAAAUCUACGCCAUUAAGACUUACGUUCUACCCCGUGGCAUUCAUAACUGAGAUUAAAAAGGAGUGUGAACUUAUAUUCGUAAGGAAAAAAAAAGUAUAUCAAAGCUAUAACUUGGAUUUGAAACAAAAAAACAAACAAACAUUAAAAGGGAAAAAAAAGAAAUGAGUUAAAAGGAUUUAAUCGUUUCUAAACUGAAAUAAAGGAAAUUGCGUGUACGUGCUAUAUGCAUAGACAAUUAAAUCUGCUCUAGUCUCUUUUAUGAAUGUUUUUCCCUUUUUGUAUAAUGAGUUUGAAAUAUUAUUUCGAUAAGUAUAUUAUUUUUUAACACUGUGUUUUCUUUUCUCUUCGUUCACAAUACUUUCCUUUAUCUCCUUCCUUGUAUUUUCUUUUUUUAUUCUUCUUUAUUCUGUGUAUAUAAGGCAUGUAAGUGUGCAUAGCUUAUUUGAUGCUUAUUGUAAAUGUACAAAUUUUAUACUACUCAAGAAUAAUAAAUUAAAUAAAGUCAUACUG
Molecule: messenger RNA, 5580 nt
Organism: Penaeus indicus
Lineage: Eukaryota; Metazoa; Arthropoda; Malacostraca; Decapoda; Penaeidae
Product: leucine-rich repeat-containing protein 15-like
Exons: 2
Coding region: 593-2776 (727 amino acids)
Molecular function (GO): protein binding
Source: RefSeq, a predicted model, not a curated record